GCAAGAUAGACUCGUGGACGUUGAUCAAGACAAGUGCUUGCUGUGAGAUGAUUAAAGCUUCCACACAGUUUAUCAGAAGAGCCUCUUCUUAUAACCAGGCAAAGGUGUUGAGGAAAUACCCGAUUGGACAGAACAUCCAUGGGUACGAGAUAACAAGAGUGUUACCAGUUCCGGAACUAUCGCUCACUGCUGUUGACCUUACCCACUUGAGAACAGGUUCCAACCAUCUGCAUAUUGACCGUGAUGAUCCGAACAAUGUAUUCUCCAUUGGAUUCAAGACAAACCCGCCUAAUGCUACUGGAGUGCCACAUAUAUUGGAGCAUACAACGCUUUGUGGUUCAGUGAAGUACCCAGUGAGAGAUCCUUUCUUCAAGAUGCUCAACAGAUCUCUCUCAAACUUCAUGAAUGCAAUGACAGGACAUGACUAUACGUUCUUCCCAUUCUCCACCACGAACUUCAAGGAUUUCGAGAACUUGAGAAGCGUUUAUCUCGAUGCCACAUUCAACCCACUGCUGAAGGAGGAGGAUUUCUUUCAAGAGGGUUGGAGACUGGAGAACGAGAACGUGGAGGACAAAGCCUCUGAGUUGACGUUCAAAGGUGUCGUUUAUAACGAAAUGAAAGGCCAAGUGUCCAAUUCGUCAUACCUUUACUGGAUCAAAUUCCAAGAGGCGUUUUAUCCAUCGUUGAACAAUUCUGGUGGUGACCCUACAAAGAUGACGUCGCUUAGUUACGAAGACCUGAUCGACUUCCACUCUAAAAAUUACCAUCCAUCAAAUGCUAAGACAUUUACAUAUGGGUCUUUCCCGUUGACUGAUACACUGAAUCAACUUGAUAAGGAGUUUGUGGGAUUCGGCAAGAGAGCGAUCAAGAACAUUGUCAAGGAACCAAUUCCGCUUAUUGAGGAUAAGACGGUUGUUUUUAAAGGGCCUGUUGAUCCAAUGGCACCUCCAGAGAAGCAGCUAAAGGCGUCUCUUACUUGGAAAUGUGGUGAGCCUUCCAACGUCUAUGAGACCUUCUGCUUGAAGUUACUAUCUAACCUGUUGAUGGAUGGCCAUAGUUCUCCGUUGUACCAAGCGCUCAUAGAGUCAGAACUUGGCGACGAUUUUACCGUGAAUACUGGUAUGGAAUCAACAACUGCUGUCAAUAUGUUUACAGUGGGAUUACAAGGACUGACAUCUGUUGAGGCCCUUGAACAAGCUGUCAAGAAAGUAUUUACAGACUACGCAGAAUUACCCUUUGAAGACAAGAAGAUUGAGGCUAUAAUUCAACAGAUAGAACUGGGUAAGAAAGAUCAAAAGUCGGACUUUGGAAUGACACUGCUUUAUGGCCUUUUACCAGGAUGGGUUAACAAAGUUGACACCUUCGAUAUUUUAGCCUGGGAUGAUAUUAUCUCACAGUUCAGAUCUGAGUACAAGAAGGGUGAUCUCUUCCAAAACCUCAUCAAGAAGUACUUCAUCGACAAACCUACCUUCAAGUUUGUUAUGGAACCUAGUGAGACCUACGAGGCUGAUGUAAAGGCUGAAGAGGACCAGAGGUUGAAGUCACACGUUGAUGUACUAACCCCAGAAGAUAAAGACGUCAUCUUUGAAAGAGGUAAACAUCUUGCCGCUAAGCAAGCAGAGGUUGAAGAUCUAAGUGUUUUACCUACAUUGAAGGUUGCAGAUAUUGAUAGACAAGCAACAUUUAAACAGGUUUCAUUCAGCGACAUUGAUGGAUCUUCUGUGCAAAGAAGAAUCACGGAUACCAACGGGUUAACAUAUUUGAGGGCUUCAAGGGAUAUUCAGAUUCCUUAUGAAUUAUACCCAUACCUAUCAUUAUUCACUGACGCGUUGACAAACUUGGGCACUGAAACACAAUCCAUGGCCGACAUUGAGGAUAAGAUCAAACUUUACACCGGUGGGUUGUCGUCAUCUGUUAGUGUUCAUUCAUCUCCAAUCGAUCUUUCUCCAAGGGUGUCCUUCAAUUUUAGUGGUGUCUCCCUUAACCAAAACGCAUCUCACAUCUAUGAAUUAUGGGAGAACUUGUUGUUGAAUACUAAUUUCAAUAACAAGGAGAAAUUGGCAACUCUGAUCAGAAUCUUGUCUUCGAACAACAUCGGCAGUGUUGCUGAUAGCGGUCACAGUUAUGCUAGAAACUAUGCUGGAGCAGCGAUUUCGACUACAAAAGCCAUCUCUGAGUCCAUUAGCGGUAUUGAACAACUCCAGUUCUUAAACAAGUUGAAUACUUGGAUGCAAGACGAUGCUACAUUCCAAUCUGAAAUUAUCGACAAACUUGUUGAAUUACAACAAUAUUUGGUGAACACGAACAGAUUACGCUUCUCGUUGAUCUCUGAUGAGGAGUCCAUUUCAAACAACGAGAAGCUGAUCUCGUCCUUUGUGGGUAAGCUUCCAUCCAGUGCCACGCCAAAUGCGCCAUUGGUGAAGAACCAUCCAUUGAAUGAGAGUAAGAAAUCUUUUAUCAAACUACCGUUCCAAGUGGGCUACGCAUCCAGUGUCUUCCGUGGUGUUCCUUACACACACGAAGAUGGUGCUAAGCUACAGGUGCUGUCGAACUUGUUAACCUUCAAGUUCUUACACCGUGAAGUUCGUGAGAAAGGAGGUGCAUAUGGAGGCGGUGCCACCUACAACGGUGCAGAUGGGUUAUUCAGUUAUUACUCUUACCGUGAUCCUAACUCUUUGAAGAGUUUGGACACGUUCCAAAAGGCUGGCGAGUUUGCCGUUGAGAACAAAUGGUCCGACAGAGACCUCGAAGAGGCAAAACUCACCAUUUUCCAAGGCCUUGAUGCCCCAAUUAGUGUCAAGUCUGAAGGAAAUACCUUAUUCAGAGAAGGAAUCACAGAGGAGAUGAGACAGAAGAGAAGAGAGCAAUUACUUGACGUUGAUGUCUACGACGUUAAGGAGGCUGCGGAGAAGUAUCUCAUUGGCCAAGAAUACAGCACUGCCGUAGUUGGCAACUCCGAGAGUGUCGCAGAGGACUGGAAAGUUGUCGAUCUGGGUGUUUAAUCCGUUUACACCUUGAAUACUUCCCUUACAUAUGUACAUAGUGUUUUAUUUAGAGUGUUGCUAUAUAAAAAUGAAAAAAAAGCCAUCAUAGAUCUCCAA
Molecule: messenger RNA, 3101 nt
Organism: Williopsis jadinii
Lineage: Eukaryota; Fungi; Ascomycota; Saccharomycetes; Phaffomycetales; Wickerhamomycetaceae
Gene: CYM1
Product: pitrilysin family metalloprotease
Exons: 1
Coding region: 48-3002 (984 amino acids)
Biological process (GO): protein processing
Cellular component (GO): mitochondrial matrix
Molecular function (GO): metal ion binding
Source: RefSeq, a predicted model, not a curated record